GUGGUGCUUCGCACCACGGCUCUGUUUGGAGGAAGAAGGUACGGGUGAAUCUUUAAUUGGAGCACGGCUCCCUUUCAGAGGAAAAGAGGAAAAGGUAAUUGCACCACGGCUCCCCGUUUGGAGGAAUAGUUCGGCUGGUUCUUACGCUGAACAUCGUGACGGACGGUCAUACUUUUGGUUGACAGUAGGUCGGACGGGCCUACCCUCUCACCAGUAGGUCGGACGGGCCUUGUCUCUUCCUAGUGGGUCGGGCGGGCCUUCUAUUCCUAAUAGGUCGGACGGGCCUACUCUCUUCCCAAUAGGUCGGACGGGCCUACCCUCUCCACAGUAGGUCGGACGGGCCUACUCUUUAUAUUAUCAUGGAAGACAGGUCACAGCGGAAUGCUUUACCGCCGCGACCACCAAUGGCAACAGAAGAUUUCGACAAUGGCGCAUCCGGUAGCAGAACCUUGGUGCCUCCCAAUCGGAAAUUAAAAAGCAAAGUAACAAAGAAAAUGCUUUUGGAGCAGCUUGCAGCCCUAAAAACCGAAUUGGCAAUAGCGAGAUCUGAAAAAGAAUGUGGUUCAGAAGCUUCCACCAUAGAAAACGACGCGGUUGACUUCAGAUCUAGUGAACCCUUUGGUUCUAAUAAACCCAUACCUACAGAGAAUGAAUCGAUCAUGGCCACGAUGAAUAACAUGUCUCUUGGAUCAUUGAACAUUCCUGAAUGUAAGCCAUCGGAGGGCGAAUACGACAUAGAUAAGAAGGCGUACGAGCAUUGGAAAGAAAUUUUAAUGGCUUCCUUCAACCUGGUUCGUGCGACUGACGAGCGCGCAAAAAUGGAUAUUUUCCGUAUUAAGGCUGGUUCCAAACUACUGGAGAUAAUGCAGGGAACAACUUCUAACCCAGAAAUGCCUGAUGAGAGCACAUAUCCAUUCUCCAAUGCCGUUGCUCGCUUGAAUCAAUAUUUUGGAUCGAGGACAUACUUAAUCGGGCAGCGUGGAAAGCUAAUGAACACUGGACAGCGUGAAGGUGAAUCCAACGUGGCAUUUGUGAGACGCGUUGCAGCAGCUGCAAAGCUUUGUGGCUAUAAAACUGAAGAGGAGAUGGAAGCUGUAGUACGUACGAUAGUGAAGGGUACCUCUGAUAGUCGAGUUCGCGUGCUUGCCCACAGGAACUGGGUUAAUCAGGGCGAUAUGAAUAGCCUGAUCGAAAUGGUGCGUGAUCGUGAGAUGGAAUUAUUCAAUGAGGAGGAAUACCAAAAACUGAAUCGUCAGAAAACCGCGGUCAUCGCUGCUGUAACGCAAUCCUCGGAUAUAAGACCGCAGUUUCGCCGUGGUACUGGUUCCAGAUUCAGAGGUAAUCAACGAGGUAGAGGAACAUUCCGACGAGGGCAGGCUGGCUUGGAAGGAUCAUCUCGGCGCUCCUGCUGGAGGUGCGCAAGUAUUUACCACGAUCCUUCAAGAUGCCCGAAUCUGGACAAAGUGUGCCACAAUUGCAAGCGUCGUGGACAUCUAGCACGUAUGUGCUCAACACAGCCGCAAAUCAGAGCAGGGCUAAAACGUCAACUAAACGAACCUACUGAUGAAGAUACGAGACCGAAGAUUGCAGCAAUUACUCAAAACGGUGAGGAGGACGAGGAGGAUAAAAAGGUACACGAUAAUGGUGGUGUUGAAUAAGCUAAAUUGAGCUACUUUAUCUGACUAUUUUCUAUAUUUUGAAUCUUAAUUGAAAUAAAUGAUUUGUUUUGAAUUAAAAAAAUAUAUGGUUAAUAAAGUUAAAAAAAAAA
Molecule: messenger RNA, 1768 nt
Organism: Armigeres subalbatus
Lineage: Eukaryota; Metazoa; Arthropoda; Insecta; Diptera; Culicidae
Exons: 2
Coding region: 360-1658 (432 amino acids)
Molecular function (GO): zinc ion binding; nucleic acid binding
Source: RefSeq, a predicted model, not a curated record